This is a messenger RNA of Morchella importuna, 624 nucleotides long. RefSeq lists its product as uncharacterized. The transcript has a single exon. Lineage: Eukaryota; Fungi; Ascomycota; Pezizomycetes; Pezizales; Morchellaceae. The record is from RefSeq and is a predicted model, not a curated record. Bases 1 to 624 code for a protein of 207 amino acids.
AUGGCAAAACCGCUAAACAACCCAACCGAUGACUUUAACACCAAUCCACGUCCACAUCCCACCACGAGCAUCUCUGAUGAUCAUGCUAUUCCAAAACAGUUUUGUCCCCUUGACAUCACCAAAGCAUCUCUUCGCGCCCUGCAAGAAGGGGCAUGGGGACUCGCCACUACUGCAUUUGAAUUGAUCGCUGCCCAUGCAUUCCAAGAUGACCCGAUCUCCUCGUCAUCCUCGUCAUCCUCGUCCCAGGCUUCCAAAGCUCCAGAUGAUGUUAACCUCGAACCCACUGAGUCUCGGGCCAUCAUCGUUGCGCGGUUGGAUCAAGCAGUUUUUACACCUCUUCCGGUUCCUAGGAUCCGUAUGAAGUGCUCCACUUGUAAGAGGACGAAGUGGAAUUACAGCCUAAUUAUUGGCGAAGGGGGCCCACUGGGUGGCGAAGAAUUCUGCACUAGUGACCACAACUCUGAAUGUGAGGAUGAGAUGGAACAGGAGGAGGAGAAGGACUGGGUUACUAAUGAAACUAUUGAUAUGAUUCAUUUUUGCCCUACACUGCCGGUGCAGGUGUGGAACGGCGAGAGAUUUGUGGAGCGGCCUUGUACUCAUGGGCUAGAGGUGAUUGAAAGAUAG